Molecule: messenger RNA, 1244 nt
Organism: Ilex paraguariensis (yerba mate)
Lineage: Eukaryota; Viridiplantae; Streptophyta; Magnoliopsida; Aquifoliales; Aquifoliaceae
Source: the annotation of a GenBank genome assembly
UGGUCACAAGCUUUAGCAACUGCUCACCGUUGAAGAGCAACGGCUGCUCUAUUCAAGCUUCAGCAACUGAACAGUAAAAUUUUCAGAAUUGGAUAGAAACGCCUAUGAAUUUAGAUUUAAGUACAAGGAGUGUGGAUGAAAUUUAUACUUACUUUUAUUUUGUCACAUUUAACCACCCAGAUUUAUUGACUUUAGGUUUUUUCCGCUUUCAUAUUUUUCUCUGUUUUUAUACUUCUAUACGUGGCCAUAAUUUGACAACUGAAACUAGCCGGAGCAUUGGACACGAUGGUGUGAACUUUCCAUGAAACUUCUUGAGACCAUGUCCAUGUAUUUAUACAUAUAGGCCAGCCAUUUCAGACAGCUGCUAAGCAAGAAGAAAGAAUGGCAGGAGGAGAUGGAGUGAAGUUGCUUGGAUACUGGGCGAGCCCUUUUGCCCUCAGAGUCGAGUGGGCUCUCAAACUGAAAGGGGUCGAAUACGAGUACCUUGAACAGGAUCUCCAAAACAAAAGUCCAUUGCUUUUGCAGUACAAUCCGGUUCACAAAAAAAUUCCGGUUCUGGUUCAUGAUGGUAAGCCACUGGCAGAGUCGCUGGUGAUAAUCGAAUAUAUUGAUGAGACAUGGAAGCAAUUCCCUCUGCUCCCACAAGAUCCCCAUGAGAAGGCCAAGGCUCGUUUCUGGGCCAAGUUUGCUGAUGAAAAGUGCGUGCCGGCAAUCUUAGGUACAUUCACCAAGGUAGGGGAGGAGAAGAGGAAAGCUGCAAACGAAGCUCGAGAAAAUUUGAAGACCCUAGAAAGUGGUCUCGAGGGCAAGCGCUUCUUUGGAGGUGAAACAAUAGGUUUUGUGGACAUUGCUGCCGCUUGGUUGGGAUGCUGGACUCGAAUUGCUGGGGAAAUUGUGGAUGUAAAACUCAUAGACGAAGAGACCAUGCCUGAACUCUGUGCUUGGUUAGAAAAUGUUCUUGAAGCUCCCAUAAUCAAAGACUGUAUGCCGCCUCAAGACAAAUUGCUAGAGCACAUCAAAGGCGGAAUCCACAAGAUGUUGAUGGCUGCAGCAUCUACUUGAAGUCUUAUUCCGACAGUUAAUUUGAGUGGCUGCAUAUGGUUUAUGCAUGAUGUUUGUUAAAAUUAGUGCCUGCGUAUGGUUAGUUUAUGUAUGAUGUAUGUUAAAAUGAGUGCCUGCAUAUCGUAAUGUAUGAUAUGAUCCUUUGGUUUCAACAAAAGAUUUCAAAUGGUGCUUUAUCUAUA